This is a messenger RNA of Tachysurus vachellii, 1240 nucleotides long. It is a transcript of the gene c18h16orf89, whose product is annotated as chromosome 18 C16orf89 homolog. NCBI's taxonomy places the organism in Eukaryota, Metazoa, Chordata, Actinopteri, Siluriformes, Bagridae. The coding region runs from base 134 to 1168 and encodes 344 amino acids. Gene Ontology annotation, cellular component: membrane; cytosol. The transcript is spliced from 8 exons. The record is from RefSeq and is a predicted model, not a curated record.
CCACAAACCACUACCUCGCUCACAUUCCGAACUGGAUUGUUAUUCUCUCUGAUACUCCCUUAUUAUUAUUAUUAUUAUUAUUAUUAUUAUUAUUAUUAUUAUUAUUAUUAUUAUUAGUGGUGGUUUGGGCAAGAUGCGCGUGCCCGUGACGCUCCUGCUGGUCGCGAGCCUGCGCUUUGUGCACCAGGAGGUUAUAGAUGACAUUCUGAACACUUUGUCUAAAGGAGUGGACUUUUUUGAGCAGCAGAGCAGGGACAUGAAUCUGGAUGGUGUUGUUGGUUAUGUCAUCCUGCAAGCCCAGUUACAGGAAGCCACGAAAUCUCAGACGCAUUCAGACUCUCUCAACCUCUCUCAGCGCUCCAUCGCCAUGUCUCUGGUCAAAAAACUAGACAAAAGUCUGGCUCUUGCUGUCACGUCUCUUCAGGAAACAGAUCCUAAAUAUUACAAAGAGUUUGAACCUGUCUUGUCUGCAUCUUUUUGGUCACUGCCUCGUGAACGGAUCUCCACGGACCCGUCCCUAUCGUACACGUCGCCGGGAUCCGUCGAGUGCUACGACGAGCAGCUCGGGGAUAAGUGCAUGACGCUGCUUCUGGGAACCUGGAAAGAUGACGGGACGCCGUGCAUUGUUACGAAGGCCUGCAGGGAUACGAUGACGCGGUUCGGGUGUCCACAUUACUCUCUGUCUCACCAGCUGCUUUACUUCAUGAUCGGGACGAUGAAAGGAUGUACCAGGAUGCUGAAGGGGGAAGUGAGGCUCUCGCGGGUUAACAUCACUGUCCAACACUAUCAAAAGAUUUUCUGCUCCAACAUGAUGAAGAGCAACCUGGAGAUCGGCGUCAAGGGCUUCACUGGACAAAUACAGGAUAUCUUCAUGGAGAACAUUCUGUUAUGUGGGUUAGCCGGAUUCUCAGACUUCUAUAAAGCCGCCUGGCUGCAGCACAUUCUGACCUGGCAGGACAAAGAACUGGGCUGUUUCGGGAAAGACGAAGACUACUCGCAGAUGUUCGAGGAAUAUUUGGACACACUGCACAAGCGAGUAAAGAGAAGGGAGAAGACGCUAAAAGACGGAUGCUCGAGUCACACGACAGGCGUGGCCAUGAGCGCUCUGGGUGGUUACCUCAAUUAUUAUCUGUCUGAACAAGACAUUACAAAACGACCGCUGGUGUAAAAAUGAAAAAAGAAAACAAACAAAAAAAAACAAUAGACGAAUAGAUUCAGUCUUCAUAAGCAUGUGGUUAUU